Ostrea edulis (European flat oyster) is the source of this 8367-nucleotide messenger RNA. RefSeq lists its product as uncharacterized. Gene Ontology annotation, biological process: mitotic spindle organization; cytoplasmic microtubule organization; non-motile cilium assembly. The record is from RefSeq and is a predicted model, not a curated record. NCBI's taxonomy places the organism in Eukaryota, Metazoa, Mollusca, Bivalvia, Ostreida, Ostreidae. Bases 246 to 3713 code for a protein of 1155 amino acids. Gene Ontology annotation, cellular component: midbody; ciliary base; centrosome. The transcript has 10 exons.
GCAUUCUGUAACCAAAACAACAUGGCGGAUUUUUAAUCGAUCGUUCCUGUAUGAUCAGAUAAAAACUAAAAACAUCGUGUUUUCUGCGGAUGAUGUGAAAUUUUCGUCCACAGAAACAUUUCGUAUUUUUAUAUGUGCUCUUCUUUGUGGUGUUUAAACCCAAGGGCAAAGGAGGUUUUGUGGGAAUUCGUAGUUUCAACAUUACAAUGGAGAACCAGCACGGAUUAAAGAAAAACUAGUUGAAAAUGUUAGCUGGUGCUUACUCAAAAACAUACCAAUACUUGGAAAAGCAGCGUAUAGAACAGAUAAAACAACUAAAGACUGAUGAAGUGGGAGAUACUGUGGCCAGAGCAAAAAAGCUCUCAGUGGAGACAAACAAAAGGAGGAAGGCCCAAGCUACAAAGAGGAAAAUAGAACAACAAAGAGAGGAAAAAAGAAGACAACAUAUUUUGACUAAAAGAAGGGAGGAACAAAGGGAGGCCACUGAGAAAUAUCAACGAUCUCACGUUCCAUCAAGGCCACCAAGUGGUAGACCUACAAGUUCUAGGAAAAAUGCGCCUUCUCCAAGCCGAACAUUAGAUGAGACCUUGAGGCUGGUCAGAGGAAAUUCUAGUUUACAAAGACAGAACAGUGCAGGUUCCACUGGCAACCACUCGAGUCCCCGCCAGGUCUACAAUGAUGCUCUUAAUCGACCAUACUUUAAUAAAUAUUCCAACUUCCACUCACCAGUGAUUCAGAAUGACCGGACAAGAGUCAGUAGUUCACAGAAUAAACUGCACAACAGAAGCUUGAAAAACUUCAACAACAGCAAGAGCUUGUUUGAGCAGAAGCUGGAACAGCAGCAACAACAGCUGAUUGAUCAGCAGAAGAGGGCUUUCAAUGAAUUCAAUGAAGCAGUCCUGAAAGAAAUCAAUGAGGGAGAGAAUGAUGCAGAUGACAGUGUAAGUCUGUCCAGUGCAGAUAGUUUGGAUGAAUCUCAGGAUUCAAUGCAAAGAACUUUGCCAGGCUCAUCACAGCAAAACAAUCACUUCAGAAAUGAAGAAGUGAUCAACACAAAAUCCUCUUUACAGGACACCCAUCAAAGUGUCCGGGAUAUUUCGUUUCAUUUGAAUAGUGCCUAUGGACAAAAUCAUUUUGUGGGACAUCAAGAGAGAAAUGGGAAAAUCGAUUCUUAUGAUGUGGACCAAACACAGAUCAACAACAAUCUUGCUCCAAAUGGAGUUACCAGACAAGAGGUGCAUGUGGCUCAGAACACAGAAGUAAAAGACAGACCAAAAGUUCAGUUACGAGCUUGGUCCACACCGUCUCCUGUAGACUCCCAGCAUUCCUCAGUGUCAAAUGCUCACAUGACCAACAAUAAUCCAUACAGUUCAAGGCCAACCAUGACAGCUAUUACUUCAACAACAGCAUUUGAAAACAAAAAUUCACAACGAAGCUAUCCACAAAACAAUGGAUGGAAUGAUGAAAACCAGUUUAACAGGGUGUCUGAUAGAAAUACCAACGCAGAUGUUGCAACUGGUCGCCAAAAUCAAAAUUCAAAUGGUUAUAGUGAUACUGCAGAUUUAAGCACAAAUGCUCAGCUGAAGAGUGGUAAUGAUUUUAACAGAGGGUAUACCAAUGGUUACAUGUAUUCCUCAGAUAAUCCCAAAAGUGCUCAUCCCAAUAGCAGUGGAAAUAGAGGACUGGACACUGGUGCCAAUAAGCCUGUUGAAUUUCUUCAAACUGGCACACCUGAUAAUCCCGACAAAGUGACAAACCCUGACAGUGAGAAAGCAGGGAUCCCUACCCAGGAGUCGAGGCCAAGUCGAGUGCCCCGGCCAGUGAGUGCAGUGAGGAUUCAGAAAGUUAAAUACAAUGUGAUCCCACCUCCAUCUGCCAAUGAGGACAGUUUACAGGCACCAUGUGGUGUUCAGUCAACAGACAAGGUGGAAAGUGGAAAAAAUGGUGGAGUACAAAAAGUGGAGAUGGUUCCCAAACCACCUCAAGUCUUUAUCAAUACCACCUUAGGGGACAGGCCACAAGUCAAGCAAGUUACCCAAGUCAGAUUUGCAGCCAGUGUUGUGAAUGGGGGAGUUAAUAUGAACACUUAUGGUAAAAUGAAUGUGCAACCUCUUCCUAAUAAACCCAUGAUAGCUGGAAUUACAGAGAAAAAAGAAAAUCCUCCAUCUUCCACUGUGAUGAGGAAAGCCAAAGAUGAUUCUGACCUGAUGCUGAAAAAUCACACAGAGGCUAGGGAGGAAUGUUCAAAUUCAGGGGUCAGGGGCAUCCUGAAAAGACCUGGAUCCAAAUUAAAAAAGGCAGGGUCAACUGGCAGUGUCAAUAGCAUGGAUGUCAAGGACAGUAUAGAAAUUGCUCGUAUUCAAAUGCAUCACCAUCAUCCCAAGGAGAUACCAAGAAAAAAGAGUGUUCGAUUUGCAGACUUGCACUAUCCUAGUGAGGAAGAGGAAGAACCAGAACAAAACAAUGAAAAUUCAGAAGCCAAUGGACUUAACCAUUCAUCCAGACCCAUUUCAGCCAAAGUGAUCUCACAAUCAGCAAAGGCUCAAACCCAGAUUCCCCGGGCUAUGAGUGCUGGACAUCGGCCACAGAUAAAACACAAGUCAACCAUCCGACCCCAGGCGGCUGCUCACAUCAUAACCCAGAACAACUCACCAGCCUCAGCCAUGAUAAACGCCCAGAAGAUGACUGAUAAGAAAGUAACAGUGGUGAAUAACAACUUCAUGUCAAAGGUUCCAACUUCUUUAACCCCAGCAUAUACGGAAGCAACAGUGUACACAGUGCCUGGGGUGAUGAUGAAUUAUACCAAAGCAGCAUCUGGCACUUUGCCAAGGCAGGAGGAUUUUAAUUACAUUGGGAAAGAGACCAACUUCCAGAUGGCUCCCGGUUCGGACACUCCUGUUCAGCAUGCCAGCACACAGGGACCAGUUUUUGAUGAAAAUGGCAUGAGAAUUGAUAGAACUCCUACAGAUGAAGAAAUAAAUUUUUUAUGGGAGAAAGUUCGCACUUGUUUGAAUCGACCAACCACUCAAAAUCAGAACAUUCCAGUUUCAGAAAAUCAGAAAGUUUCUCAAACCCCUUUCGAACCAUCAAGACAGGCGGCAGUAUCUCAUCAGUAUAUCGAUGGAGCAGCGCUGAAUAAAAUCGUGGCAGCCAAUAGGACACAGCAGCAAACAUACACCCCCUCCAGUGGCACUCAGAGCACUGUAAAGAAUGGGGAACAGACAUAUGCCAGGAGAUACGGUCUUCUUCAACAGCGGAAACAGCAGAACCCGAACAGUCUGAACAAGGGGCCAGUUACCUCACAGAGACAGUUUGUCACAACCUACAAUGGACCUGUGUACAGCAACUCAGAACCCACACAGAACCCUGCAGCCUACCAAGCUCCACAAGAUGUUUCAGAGAGCAUGGCUGCCUUUUUGACAGCGGAACAGCUGGCCCAGCAUUCUAUGUCAGAGAGUCAGAUCCAGAAUGCCAUGGAUCAGGCCCAGAGGAAUCAACAGUUCAUUGUGGCCAAUAAACCAACACAAAAGAUUCCCUCCGCACUUUCGAUAGAAGAGCAAAGACUAUUAGACUCUUUGGAUCGUCUGAAUGAAAGACUGAAAAUCACAGAAUUUCCUGGAAAUUUGUUACAAGAGUCACCACAACCUCUUGUCCCUCAACCCGAUCCUCAGCAGUUUGUUUAUAUUGAUAUAGAAAAUGACUGUGAAUGUUAAAAUCAGGUUAUCUUAUUUUAUUUGAGGGAAACAAAAAGCAUAGAAGGAUGUGUUGCUAUAUUUGGAAAUAGGCUAUGUCUAGUAGAUUUGAAGGAAAUGCUUUAUUGAAUUCAACUAAAUUGUCUUGAUAUAUAACUUAAUCAACUAGCUACAUUGAUUUGUAAUAAAAGUUAAUGUAAAGCAUGAGAUGAAUUUGGUGAUGUACUGGUAUAAUCUUAAAGCAUGAAACUUUGGAUAUACAAUCAAAACUUUUAAAAAUAAUUAAUAUGGAUGUUCAUUUGUGUGAUUUUCAGCUUGGUGCUACAAAUAUAGACACUGUAAGCUAACUUACAACAGACUUUUAUUAUGGUAGUGGUCAAUAAAUACACCUGCGGUUUUGUGUUGUUCAAGUUUGUCACACAUUUUUGUUUAGCUUUUAGGUUAUUGUACAUUUUAUUGUAUGUUGCAAUAAAUUUUGCUUGCUAUAUUGUGGGAUAGUGGAAAUGUUGUGGGUCCGAGGUUAUCAUGAUUGGAAAGCCUCGGAAGUAUAAAGUGCCAUUUUGUUUGUAGCAUUCAACAAUUAAUGCAAAACCUGCUUUAGGAAUUUGAAAUCUUUUUUUUCAAACUCUAUAGUUUUUCUUUUCUUUCUUUCUUUCUUUUUUUUUUUGCCCUCAAAAUUAAUAAUCAGGUGGCAUAUUGUUUUGUUGGGGGGUUUUUUGUGCCCAACUUUACUCUUGUUGCAACUUUGAGAUUGAGAUUUCAUAUUUGGUGAACUUUGGUUAAGAUUCCAGAUGAAUGUGAAGGUCCGGUCAAAACUCGCAGUCAGAAGCCUUGUUAACCUUCUUGGGGGGGGCAUGGCAUUCUCAUUAUCUAAUGAGUUUGAAUUACUGGCAGAGCUCCAGAUAAUUUUUUACCACAAAGAGUAUUUACUCCCUGAUUUUCAAAUCAAUGAGUACUUUGCUUUUCAGAAAAAUUCUAAAGUGUAUUUUGUUAAUUUACUGAUUAUCAUUGCUGUUUUGCACGGAAGAUGUCACCAGAUAAAUGAUACUUCUUCCGUUAAACUUCAACUUUAUACUAAAAGGCCGCUCCAGCUAUUUACGGGGAAAAUCCUUUGCAGUUCUUUUUAUUAAAACUAUUCAUUGUUAUUGGGAAUUUGAUAUUGAUCAUUGAUGCAUUAAAUUUGAAUAUGUCAGACACUCAGUCACAUGAUUAUGAUCCAAUUCUGUAUAUCAUUCGUCCACGAUUGAUAAUACAAGUUUUUUUUCUGUACUUUCGACCGCACAAUAACUCUUUAAGAAAGAAAGUAUAACAAGUAGGCCUAUAUGAUAGUGUUUUGAGUUAACUCUUCCAAUUUUUCAAAAUUGUGAUUGUCAUCAAAACGUAUUUCAUAGCGCUAAAUAUCAUGUAUGAUCAUAUGAAUAGAUAAUUCAUAUUUAUAUCAUACUACAUGUAUCACAAAUACGCGGACUAAUACGCAUUACUUUGGGAGUGUAAAGCGUAUCUACAUUCGCUAAUGCGUAAUUGUACGCAUGAUUUUCAACUUAAAUGCGUAUUUGGUCAAAUUUAAUGAGUAUUUACGUUGAUACGCACCUUAUCUGGAGCUCUGAUUACUAGUAGUUAGAUUGUGAUAUUACAGGAAUAACAAUUCCAUAAGCAAACAUCAGGUUUUAAAUAAAUGUAAUUUUAAAAAAUGCAUGAUCUGCAUUAAUAAUCAUAAAUUUUCAAUGAUAAAAACUAGUUCUUCAUGUAAAAUAUAACAAAUAUUUGAAUUAUACUACCAUAUCUGCAACUGUUUUACACUUCUGAUAUCUCAUUAAGUUACUUAGCUAAACACUAAUACUGAUGACUAGGUUGAAUCUGUGUCAUGGUCAAGCUUUAGUUGCUGUAUUCUAUCUUGUGUGACCAACUUUAGAGUACUCACAAUAAAGAACUUUUGUGCACAAAAAUUAAUGCAGCCAUCAAAGGAAUGUUUAACAGGAGCCAAAUUUCAAAACCUUUCUGUUCCUUUUCCUCUUCUUGCUUCACAAGCAAAUUAAAAUGAAUUGCAUGGAUAAAGGCCAUUAAUAGAGGUAUACCUGGUUCAACAUGGGGCUUUAAUUACACUAGACAUGGAAUCAUAUCAUUAAAUUACUUUAAAACAUAACAAACUAACAACAUUAGAUAUACCAUAUUCAAGGACAUUUUAAAACACAAAAACUUUAAUUUGCAUGACAUAUAUAAUUAUAUUUAAGAAAUGUUGCAUGCUUUAUUGUAUGUUUAUUAAUUUAUUUUAAAUAUUACACAUACAUUACGCAUGCAUAUGUACAUGUAUCAGAAUAAAAAAACCCCAAUAAUUGUAUAUCAAUAAAGAAAAUUGUUGGAAGAAGGAUAUGAAUAUAAGUACCUGGUAUUUUAUUAUAUCACUUAUUGUUUUCAUAUUUGUGAUAAUUAAAUACAUGUGUCAUUUCAUUUCAGCAGACUGGGUCAUUUAAAGGGAAACAACCCUUGAAUUCACAGAAAAGACAAACAGAGAGUGCUCGGGGUGGAUAUCGAGGAGGAAUCAAACAACAGAUAUACAGAUAUCCAUAAAUUAAACAUUAUCACAUGUUAUAUCAGUACUGAUAUCUGUUAUAAGGACUGGUUAUACUGACAACAGAUAUCUGUUACAUCUGAUAUUCUAGUGAUACAGAAUGUUGUCUGCAUAAUCCGCUCAAUGGUUUACGGUGCUACAUUGUGAUGUUUAGGACGCAAUAAAUUUUAUGUUGAUGACAAUGAGAAGAAGUAGACAGUGUCUUUCUUGAUUAUAGAUCAUAAGUCUAGUUUAUGUUAUUGAGGUACAUGUACAUUUUAGUUUCCGUCCAGCGAAAUGUCAGUAAGUGUGCUUGUAUUUUUUAGAAUCUUAUUGAGAUACAUUUUAUUUCAUUAACCGUCCAACAAAAUACAGUUAAUAUGCUUGUAUUUUUAGUUUUCCAAUUGUUUUUUCAGGCAUGCAUUUUUUCACAGAGUUUAAUUGUUUUCAAAUAUUAUAUUUUUACAAUACACAUUCCACUUGCACAUGUUAUCAUAUCAAGUCACUUGCAUCCAUUUUAAUUCUGUACAGAACUGUAGCUCUAUAGAUUGGAUACAAAAUUGUGCUAUUUAGUAUAGACUUUGAUAUGUUUUAACACAUGUACAGUAUGUGAACAUUAUGCCACACAAAAAUCAAACUGCAAAAGUAGCUAACACAUAAUUGAUGUGUCUUGAAAUUUCAGUGAAAAAGUAUUUAUAGUUAACUUUACCGUUACUUGUGUAAAUUGUGGUAGAUACUGUGCUUGAUAUAUUAUUUAAAAAUGUUGGCAAUGUUCAUAAUUAUCAUUAUAAUUCAACAAUUUGAUAUAAACCAACAUUCCUUGGAAUAUAAACACAUGUUAAAAUCAUGUUUAGUUGUUUUUAGCCUGAAAUUCCUUGCACCUUUUCCAGUUUUUAUAUAGAGAAUACAUACACCUGUGUCUCUGUUUACAUUGAGAGUGUUAUAUGUUAUCAUAUAAAACGUAGUGUGUCAUUUGACAUAAUGGACAUUUCCCAUGCAUCUAUGUAUUCAGAACCAGAUGUUGAUGGCGGUACUGUAUUUGUCUCUCUCCUCGGUUGUGUUGUCCAUGAAGUCCCAGUAGUGUGACUUUUUUAUCGACCACAAGAGAAGCCUGAGGUUUCUGGUCAAGGUUUAGGGGACUAGGACUGCCACUAUAGAACUUAAUCAUUGGGAGUUGAUUCAAUAGUUCAAUAAACGCAAAAACACGUGAAUUUUUUGUUUAGAUAUAAGUUAAUGUGCCAAGUUGUGUGAGCUCAUUGUAUAGUACACGCUUUACAUAGUAGAAUUGUGCUCGAGCAAAUACUGACCUACAGUUAAAGUGUGGUUCAAAUUUAUAUGUUUUCUUCCAUCAGUUGUUAGAGUUUUUACUAAUGUAUUUUUAGUUAAAACAGAAUUUAUGUGAUUUCUGGAAAUCUGUUAAAUUCUUUUUUUUUUUUAUGCAAAUGAAUAUGUUAGAAGAUUUUUCAUGCUUUAAUUAAGGUACUUUCUAGAUUGUGUGUGUAUAUGUGCAUGCAUGUGUGUAUGCAAGUGAGAGAGAGAAAGAGAGAGAUCAUUCCUAUAAGUUAACUUUUGGUACGAUCAAUGAAAAAAAAAAAUUCAUAUGCAUUUAAGUUGAAAUAGUUUUAUUUGUCAUAAGUAAAUUGAAUUAGGCAGAGAGCUUGGUUGUGAUAAGUUUUUAAUACUCAGACUUUUAAGUAUAUCCUUUCAUGCUUAUGUGAGGGUAGAAUCUAGUCUCUAGCAAUAAUUUCCUUAUGUGUUUAUUUUACUUUAAAAGGGGAAUCACUGCAUUUUGUAAGUAAAGUAAUUUCAUAUAUGCAAAGUGACUGCACUGUAAUUAAUCAUGUAUUUUAAUGAUUGUUAAUAUGUGGACAUUCAUUUAUUGAAAUCUCAUUUCCAACUUUGCUUAUAAAUUUCAAAUGUACACAGUAAUGUUUAGUAUAUACAAGUAAUUGCAUUAAUAUCAAAUCUCAAUAUUGUUAAUGACAGAAUGUUAGUCCAUGUGGAACACACGAGGUAUCAAAUUUUACGUUUUAUGUAAAAUGGUUAUUAAAAAUUGAAUUCUUUAAUGUAUUGUUACAAUGCACUGUUAGAUUGAUGUAAUAAAAUAGAAAUGAUUUGUCAAUACAA